This is a messenger RNA of Sycon ciliatum, 3603 nucleotides long. RefSeq lists its product as uncharacterized. The record is from RefSeq and is a predicted model, not a curated record. Bases 294 to 2894 code for a protein of 866 amino acids. NCBI's taxonomy places the organism in Eukaryota, Metazoa, Porifera, Calcarea, Leucosolenida, Sycettidae. The transcript is spliced from 6 exons.
UCACAUAGCAAGGCCGCUGCUGCUGCGGCUGGCUCAUACGCGCAUGCAGGGCCGUAUUGGUGGAGAGGAAAGGAAAGAGGAUAUGAGAUAGCGAUCUCCAGUUGUACCAGACACAGUCUAGACGUCUUGCUGGCGACGACUGCUCAUCAGUGAGAGUAGCGUUGAUGAGCUGGAGCUGUUGAUGAGCUGGAGCUGGAGCAGCAGAGGUAGUGGUUGUUUCCUGAGACUCCACCAGCUAUCGUGUCGCCUCUGCAGAUUGACUUGAGCAACGUGGCGGCGGUGCUUGCAUCGAAAUGGCGAGGAGAGGAGUACCUGAGCAGUUUCUGCGAGGAUUCAGCAUAGGCCAAUCGUCGCCAGUAGCACAUCCACUGAGUGGACACCAGCAGAAUGAGGAGUAUUGGGAGCUGGUGAAGGAAGGACCGAUAGGUUUGCCGGAGACAAGCGCCAACACGUCCAAAACACACGGGACCAAGGGUGGACGGUUGCGGCAAAGAUGGAUGACGCUGGCCCGUCUCAAAUGCAACUGUGGUUGCUUAUCCGGAAACACAGCGCCAGGUCGUGGACAAACUGUCCUGCUGCGAACCAGCAAACUUGCAGGCAAUGGCAGACGGAAAGCCCAGGACUAUGACCUAUCGUGCUACCGGAUGAUAACAUCUGCGUUCAGCAGCUCAGUGGGUACACUGGGUCCCAAGGCCGGCGGUGGAAAUUACCACUUCACCAUCCAUGCUGUUGCCGACUACACAUUUGCUGCGGCAGAUGAGAGCUGUAUGCUGUCGUGGGUAGCAGCACUAAAGGAGGUCCUCUCGCAACCAGCGACGGCAACUACACACCCAGUACCUCAGCAAGCCGCUAAAAUAUUUGCGGUUGAGUACAGCUGCUCGUCUUCGCCCACUAGCAGUGUUCAUCCUCCACACAUCUCCACACAGACAACAGGCCUGUUGAAGCUGGACGAGAGGAGCAUGGUACUCAAACACCCGCUAACUGAGGAGACUGCCACCACUGUAGAAGUGGCUUCCAUCACUGACAUUGAGGUGCACACAGUACGGCACUGCCUGGAAAUGAAGAUCUGUGGACGCUGCUCCAAGACGACAACCACGCUGUACAGAAUCAACACGCAGAGCUCAGUGAGGCGCCUAGCCGAGGCCAUUCUGCUCCGCCGCAACCUGCAUGCACCCGGCCCACCUGGCCAGAGGGAAUGGUCAUGUUCGCUGCUGCAUAGCUGCGAUGGGGAAUUGUCAACAGCAGGCACUAGCCGUACAACACACUCUACUGUAUUCUCUCCACCCAGCAGCGCUACCAGUACCGGUAGUAAUCAGCUACAAACUGCACACGGUGCAAAUCAUGCUUUGGCAGCUGCUGCAACAGCCGCAGCUAGUAUACCACGCAAGGUCACUGUCCGUCGCCGAUCACUGGGUAUCCUAUCGUUGGAAAAACAGACGAUGACAGCUCUCCGUGAAGGUGAAGUGGUCAAUAUACGGCGCUCAUUGCCACCAGAUGCAUCAGCCACGAGCAGCUCACCCGUAGCUGCACAGCGGCGCUUGCCCAUAGAUGUCGGAACUACGUCAAGACCUGUUGCUAGUGCGAGGCCAGCAGACGGCCAUGCUCUUAUGCUGUCCGGGCGCAGUAGAAGUGAUAGCACGGGAUCUUCUGCUGCGUGCCCGUCUCCUGCACCGAGAAAACACGCUCGCCUGGCCCGAGCGCGGGACUCGUCAUCUCGGACAGCAACGCGGCAACGCCAGCGUCACAGCUGGCACUCGGAUGCUGAACGCACUGAGUCUAGUCAGAGUAGCUGUAGUUGCGUUGGGCACACAGAGCACAACAGUACAGCACAUGCUGGAUUCAUGCCCGCUGACAAUAGAUGUCCACUACACGUCAGCGCUAGCAACACAUCACCCAUUUCCAACUCUGCAAUAGAUGUUGAAAACAGUGAUGACGAAGGUUACAUCUCCAUGGCGCAACAUGGUCGCAGGAGCACCCCAGCGCACGCACACAGUAGCGAUGCAAGUCCCACGGCUCCCAGUAAGGGCAGCUUCCCCAUGGCAGCGUCGCGAAGCAAUUCGGCACAGGCUGAGGAGCGUCCACAGCCACCACCCAAGCCAACAUCUCUUCGCAUGCUGAGCUCUAGCUCUUUAGGCACCGACUACGAUCAAUCUCCGCUAUGCACACCAGGAAUCUACCCAGCUGGAGAGGGAUUUCUAGAUUACGAGGAUGUAGAAACUGAGGAUGAUGAUGAUGGCGAUAGCGAUGGAGUGGAGGAAGGCAGCGAAGCACAGCUGCCAAUCAUAAUUGGCCAGACAUACGGCCGCUAUUCCGACUAUGAAGAAUAUGAGGGGCAACAGCAGUUCCCAGGGGUGUGCGAGUACCAGAGCUGGGAAGACGGCGACGAAGAAUGCCACUACAUCGUGCCGGAGGCGCUGCCGAGCUCGCACUUCGUCAAACGCCCGUCCAUGGAAACAAUGCCGAGACGGGUGGCGCGGUCAAAAAGCGAGUCGACACCGGCGGCGGACGAUAGUUCCGGAGCUGCCAGUGGCAAUGCCAGCGCAGCCGCACAUGGUGACUACAUAGAAUUUCUCAGUGAAGGAGACGGUGGGCAGCUGCGAGAAACGCAAAGCGACGCGGUGGCAGCAACGGCAGAUUUCGGAACGGGCAGAGAGGAACCGGAAGCCUGGGGACGCCAUCAAAUAGAGCUGCAACGAUCAAUCAGACUGAGAAUCGCCCGCCGGAACUGCUUCCAACGUUUGAACACCAAUCAACCGAUCAGAGAAGACUUUAUCGUUGACUCACUGGACGACUGCAGACUGGAUGAUCAGAAUUCAAGAACACCUUCCGCGUAUACACCCCGUCCCAAACCAAGGCGUAUCGUGAGGAAUUCGGCUCUAACGGCUACAUUCUGAUUACAUCUAUCCACAUGCCGUGGUACUGACACUUGAAUACAGUAUAUGACUUCCUGGGCACAGCCCGACAGUAUGCCCGGCGCACUGAUCUAAUGUUAAUAACGUUAUUGCAAGGACAUGUACAUGUGUAUACGCAAGACUGCUACUCGGCAGGAUGUGACCUAUGCUGUAUGUUUUGCAACCUGGAGGUUCAACACGAUUAUUCCGAACAUGGUUUUCAAUCAGCCUGUAUCAUGAUAUUGAUUAAACUACUACAGAGCAGGGACUUGAUGACCAGUUGCAAUCUUCAUCACCAUAAGUAUCUCAUCACUGAGCUGGCAUGGCUGUCAACAGUCAAUCUACACUCAGACUGAGACUCCACAGUGUGCAGUGUGCAGUGUGGAGUGGUGUACUCAUCACCACCUUCCAUGUAUCUUGCGCUUUGAAGUAUCUAAAGCAUGUGACCGAUGGUUACGUUAGCAUUAAAUCCGUUCUAUGUUGCUGCAUGUAACUUAUGACCAGACCACUCAAGUGGCAAACUGUAAUGUUGAGUUGCUGCCCAAUGGUUCCUAAACUUUUGGAUGCAGGAAACUGGGCCAUGAAGUUCUUUCCUGUUCUUCUUGUUUGCACGGUGUACCACGGUUGGUGCAGAUGACUUGUUUGCACGGUGUACCACGGUUGGUGCAGAUGACUUGUUUGCACGGUGUACCACGGUUGGUGCAGAUGACUU